Guillardia theta CCMP2712 is the source of this 786-nucleotide messenger RNA. RefSeq lists its product as hypothetical. Lineage: Eukaryota; Cryptophyceae; Pyrenomonadales; Geminigeraceae. The record is from RefSeq and is a predicted model, not a curated record. Bases 175 to 681 code for a protein of 168 amino acids. The transcript has 7 exons.
AGGUAUGCUGUACGAACGAAGCAGGUAGGAGGAGCAGUUUCUAGGCUAUGACGGGGUAGAAGGUGGAGGUCGGGGACUACCAUGCAGGGGAACGGGAAAAGACAUGACCUCCUUGGCUCUUCCUUCCCGUCCCCUUCGUUUCUCUGCUUUCCUCAUUAUCUCCUCAUCCUGCUCAUGGCUCUGAGGUGCCCCCGGGAAUCACUAUCUGCAUGUUCGAGCGAUGCGCAAGUACAGAUUCUUCGCCCAUCUUCGGGAGACGUCGUAUUCGAUCCUGCUCCUGAGCUUGAACUCAGUGCGAUCAUUCGUGACGAUGGGGUAGAGGAUUACCAUCAAAUUAGAGUCUUGCUCGACGGAAACUAUGUCAUCGAGCUCCCUCUAUCAGCAGGACAGGUGCAACUUUCAGGAUUGAAGAACGGACUGCACAACGUCCAUGUGCAGAUGGUGUGCAAAGGAAGCGAAGUGGCAAGCUCAACGUCACUCUUUAUUUACAUGACACCCGAAGACGACAAAGGGGAUGCGGACGAAUGGCAGCUGUCCUGGGUGAAAUCUUUGGAUUACAAGCAUCGUCUUCGGAUGAUCUAUGAUGCUUUCAAGACGAUCGCCCAGAGGCAUCAAGAGGAGGUACAGGACCUGCGAUCUCAACUGGAAGAAUGCCGGCAGGGGCAAAAGCAGGAGCUGUAGGUUGCACUGCUUACGUAUUGCCUAACAUGUCUCCUUGUGACGUUGGAUGAUUUUGAUUGUUCAGUUCAUCGCUCACUUGAAAAUAGAAUAAUGAUGUGAUACUAU